Molecule: messenger RNA, 5341 nt
Organism: Maylandia zebra (zebra mbuna)
Lineage: Eukaryota; Metazoa; Chordata; Actinopteri; Cichliformes; Cichlidae
Gene: esr2a
Product: estrogen receptor 2a
Biological process (GO): estrogen receptor signaling pathway; cellular response to estradiol stimulus; regulation of DNA-templated transcription
Cellular component (GO): nucleus
Molecular function (GO): steroid binding; sequence-specific DNA binding; zinc ion binding
Source: RefSeq, a predicted model, not a curated record
GUUAGCCUCUGAGCUGAAAGCCGCGGUUCAUAUCAGCGCAACAGGGCUGUCUGUGAACUCGGAGCUUGGACUUUAAGCGGUUCGUGACAGCCCUAUUUAAUACUUGACUUUACACUUUUACCCACGCAUGACGCCACGAGGGGACUCGGUGGGGUCGGCCUGAAAACUUUCCCCUGCCAUUGGUGUUUCUGAAGGAACAGGUGGAAAGUUCUGCUGCUUUUACUGAUGAAAAACCCAUGGCAGGACUGAGAAGGAAUAGUGAACAUCCCUCCUACCCUGUCUUACACUCCUCUCCUGUAAACCUCCAUCUUCUGGACUGUUUCACGAGGAUAUUCAGUUAUGCCGAGCAGAAAGCAAAGUAAAAUCCAUUUCUCAGCUUUGACCAUGUGAGCUCUGAGGUAGCUCUCUUAGCUCUGUUGUUUUUUGGCGACUCUUUCCAGUUGCCGGUAAUGUAGUAAUUCAAGUGAUAUUAGAAGCGUUUGGUGUCAUGAUGGCCGCUGCCUCCUCGCCUGAGAAGCUGCUGCAGCUCGAGGAGAUCGACUCCAGCCGAGCUGGUAGCUGCAUUCUCUCCCCGAUCCUCGGCUCCUCUUCUCCUGGUCUGUCCCAUGAAACAAGCCAGCCCAUCUGUAUCCGCUCACCAUAUACCGACCUCGGCCAUGACUUCACCACCAUACCUUUUUACAGUCCAACUAUCUUCAGCUACGGUGGUCCGAGCAUUUCUGAAUGCUCCUCUGUCCAUCAGUCUCUGAGCGCCUCUUUAUUUUACAGCCGUGUGGGGACGCCCAUUACGCUGCACUGCCCCCAGGGUCGAUCCCAGCAAGGCCAGUCAGCCCAGACUCCGUGGGACAGUGUUAUAACAACCAGAAAUCAUGACUCAAAACUGUCUGUUAGCAAGAGUGUGAGGAGGCGCUCCCAGGAGAGCGAGGAGAGCAUGGCGUCUUCAGGUGGGAAGGCAGACCUCCACUACUGUGCUGUGUGUCAUGACUAUGCUUCAGGCUACCACUAUGGAGUCUGGUCGUGUGAGGGGUGUAAGGCCUUCUUCAAGAGGAGCAUCCAAGGACACAAUGACUAUAUCUGCCCGGCAACCAAUCAGUGCACUAUUGACAAGAACCGCCGCAAGAGCUGCCAGGCAUGUCGCCUUCGCAAAUGCUAUGAAGUUGGCAUGACCAAAUGUGGUAUUCGAAAGGAGCGUGGAAACUACAGGAAUUCGCAGGCAAGGCGGCUAACCCGUCAAUCCUCACAGUACAUAACAGCUGAACCAAAGGGCAUAACUGGACCAGCUGAAGGUUCAUUAAAUGAGCCGGAAAAACCUGCACUGACCCCAGAGCAGCUAAUUGAGCGGAUAUUGGAGGCGGAGCCGCCAGAUAUCUACCUCAUGAAGGACGCGAAGAGGCCGCUGACCGAAGCAAGCAUCAUGAUGUUGCUCACCAACCUGGCAGAUAAAGAGCUGGUUCACAUGAUUAGCUGGGCCAAGAAGAUUCCAGGGUUUGUGGAGCUUAGUCUUGUAGACCAGGUCCAUCUGUUGGAGUCCUGCUGGCUGGAGGUGUUGAUGAUUGGACUGAUGUGGAGGUCAGUGGACCAUCCAGGAAAACUCAUCUUCUGCCCUGACCUCAGCUUGAGCAGAGAAGAAGGAAACUGCGUCCAGGGCUUUGUGGAGAUCUUUGACAUGCUGAUAGCUGCCACAACCAGGGUGAGAGAGCUCAGGCUGCACAGGGACGAGUACGUCUGCCUCAAGGUCAUGAUCCUCCUCAACUCCAACAUGUGCCUCAGUUCCUCAGACGGCAGCGAGGACCUGCAGAGCCGGUCCAAGCUGCUGCGCCUCCUGGACGCUGUGACAGAAGCUCUGGUGUUGGCCAUCAGCAAAACCGGUCUCACCUUCCAGCAGCAGUACACCCGCCUGGCUCACCUGCUCAUGCUGCUUUCACAUAUUCGUCAUGUCAGUAACAAAGGCAUGGACCACCUCCACUGCAUGAAAGUGAAGAACAUAGUGCCUCUCUACGACCUGUUGCUGGAGAUGUUGGAUGCCCACAUCAUGCACAGCUCUCGUCUGCCUCCUCAGCCUCCUCAGCAGGAGGAAGAUCAGAGUGAGGCUCCUGCCCGGCUGCACAGCUCUGCAAGCGGACCUUCAAAUACCUGGAUUCCCAGUAGCGCUAGAGCUGGAGGUGAACCCCAGUAGUCAGAUCAGAAUUCCGAUGCGAAAGAAUUUUCACUGCUUUGCACAAAACUAGUUCACGGGAAUGAUGAGUAUCUUCGUAGGAACGAGAGCUGGAUUCUCUGAUCUGUCACUGGUGAAUCUUUGACACGCUGUGCACAGUUUCUGGUGAACUUUCAAUAUCUUCAAAGUUAACCGCAUGGAGCACAGAUCACGCUUUCAGGAUUCUUUGCUUUUCCACUAUAUUGGCAAAAGACUAAAGCGAAACAGGAACAAACUGUCAAACCUGGUCACUCAGCUGUACUCAGAUAUGUGACAGGACCAUUAAAUCAGUCAGUCGACCAAUGAAAACCCAUGCAGAAAAACAGAUCACAACUGAUUUGAUCACACCUCCCAAUGACAGUAUGUCUUUUUAAACUGAUUAAUCAGAGCCUGUACAGUUUGCUGGAACAAGCAGCUUAUGUGUAACUGAUUCCCAAAAACAAGCACCUGCAGAAAACUCACACUUUAACUCUGAGUUAAAGAAAUCUUAUACUGUGAAACUUACAGUGCUCACUGGCGUGUUUUCUUCAACAAAUCUCAGUUUGUGUUUCGACUUUGUGUGUGUAGAUGUUUUAAUGCUUAAGUGGCUUUUCUAUACACAUGGACUUUAAUGUCGAGGCUGCAACAAAAGACUGUUGUUACUGAUUAUUGCUGAUUACUUAAUCAGUUUAUUGUUGGGUCUAUGCACUAAAACACUUAUGAUUUCCCCACAGACCAGGGCCACGGCUUCAUCUGCUAAGUUUUGUCCAUCCCACAGUUGCAAAUGAAAAUUUAUUUAGUCGAUGAAUUUCAAAAAUCCAUUGAUUUUUAUUCUUAUAUUUAUUUUGAAGAUGGAGAUGCAUGAAUAAUAAUAAAAAUGCUGUUUGUACCCAUGUUUAGACAACCCAAGGAAUUAUGACACAUACAUAAGAUAAUACUUUAUAUCCUCGUGUAAGGGAUUCAAAUUUCAUCAAGACUGCAGUAUAUCAUCACCUUAUAACACAAAGAUAGUUAAACUUCUGGGAUAUCAAUCUGUCCACUUAAGAAGCAUAAGCCAUUGUGAACAUCAUCCACUUGCUUUGGUGCAACCAGUUGCGCUGUCUGUGCAACGAUGCAACCCCCCCAACAUGAACUGGUUUGGCAUGUGGUGGCCUUAGACCACUUCUCUCUCCUUAUGCCUCCUUACAGAUCUUUCUCUGGUGUGACUUUUUUCACUUGUGUCACUGCUAGUGACACAACGCAGCGCCUGCUGCACAGGCAGUCUAAUUCCUCCAGGAUGGCACAUUCAUACUCGCUGUUACAAGAAGGUUUGCCGUGUCUCCAGGAGGAUGAAUACUAGGAGACGGGCAAUUACCCAAGGGGAGCUGGACAGGACAGUAAAAGGGGUAUCAAUGCAGCAGCUGAACUGAUAUAGUCUUCUUAUUAUUGUGAGGAAGAACAGGAGGAGCCCUAUAAAAUGACCUCCACUGGACUAUUCGAGAGCAUGUUCCUGGCCAAACUGUCAGAUGGUUGAUAACGCUCAUGCCACCGCCUGCAAAACCAUUCCCUUCUUGCAGGGGUUGCCAUUUACACCAAAGCAGGUGAAAUAGAUUGAUGAUGGAUUCUGCUUCCUGACUGAACAGAUUGAUGUCCCUGAAGUUUACCUGACUAUCUCUGAUAUUGUGAUUAUUGAGCGUUACCCUCAUUUAUUUUUUGAGUAGUGUAUAUGAUCAUUAAAGGCAGUAUUUGCACAAAGCAGUUACUUUGUUAGCAUCUCAUGUAUUUGUUGAAUCGCUCACAGAGUUGUUUCAUCUGGGUUAAAAUUAACGAGAGAACUCCAGCUAAGAAGGUGAUUUCUAGCAGAACUUAAGCUAAUUGGCAGUGAAUGUGGCAACUCUGAUUUUCUUCUUUAGCUUAAAAAACAGACAUGAAAACAAUUCCUCAACUGAAUGCUGAUUUUUUUUUUUGUUUUGUUUUUUUGUUUUUGUUAAAUACAGUUAUUUGAAAAAGAAAAAUAUCAAGCUGUGUUGAGCUGGUGCCUUCACUUGCUCUCAAUGUUUGUGCUUUAUUGUCAAAGAUGCCUUACUGUUGCUCUUAUGCCAACGUAGCACUUCAAAAAAAUUUCUAUUUUUGUAGUUUUGAACUUGCUACAGUUGCUCUUUGUGACAUGAUGCAGCUUCAACAAUCAGGAUCACUGCAAGGUUCAUCAAACAGAGGCCUCUGGACCCUCUGGACUCUGGUCUUUCUGUACAGCCUGUGCUUUUACUCUCAUCAGCCUUUGUCACCAAACUGUUUAAGCACUGCACAGAUACUUCUUGUUCAAUUCUGGGGAAAAUGUUUGAUGAAUGUAUAAAUCAGUAAAACAAUACGAAAGAGGAGCCUUUGUCUUAUUUGUUAUUUAUCAAACGCCGUGUUUUGCCAGCUUGCAAAUGAUCAGCAGAAGUAAAUGUUAAUGACUAUUUAAUUUUGAACACUAUCUUUAGUCUAGACUACAAAAUUAUUUUUUGAUAAAACAGAGAUACUAUAACUACCGGUAGGUAAAUUUUAAUUUGGAAAUUUUUAAAAAAGUAUAUAUAAAAUUCACAAACUCGAGAAAGAAAAGCACCAAUUCAUUUUCUUUAGCCAAAAGUGAUUGGUGAUUUUGGGGCAAACAAAACGAAUCCUAUACAAAGGGUAGUGUAAGUCACAGAAAACAGAUGCCGGUGCCACUCGGAUGGAGCGGGUCAUGUGUAGCACAGUGUUCUCUGAACCAAAUAAAAUCUUUUAAAAGAAGGUCCCUCGAGUAGACUUUCCAGAACUUCCAGUCCUAAUCUCUAACUGCGAUUAACAUUGAUGUUAUCCCUGAGGGUUUUGUUAGUGCAGCAGAGUACUGUGGGCUUGGCUUGAUAAAUGAAAACGGGUCCUUUUCGGGGACCCCUCUUUAAAUCCAGCAUCUGAUCAGCACUGCUUGAACACCGGCAGAGGCCUCAGAUGUAGGAUGUAGAAGUAAGAACAUGGCAGAGAAUGCGCCCAAUGAUGAAAAUAGCAAAUAGAACAAAAAUGAGUGAAGUGGCCGUCUAAGAUGCUGGGUUUUUUUUUGUUUUUUUUUUUAAACAGCCAUGUAUUACUUCUGCCAAGUAUGUUUUCUUUUAGAUAGGAUUUGCAAGUGUGCACGCGGUUUGAAUGAAUUCUAAUAAAACUUUGACCUCA